Messenger RNA from Penicillium brevicompactum, 735 nucleotides. RefSeq lists its product as uncharacterized. The transcript has 2 exons. Lineage: Eukaryota; Fungi; Ascomycota; Eurotiomycetes; Eurotiales; Aspergillaceae. The record is from RefSeq and is a predicted model, not a curated record. Bases 1 to 735 code for a protein of 244 amino acids.
AUGGCCGUCCGACCUUAUCAAAACUUCCCUGGGAGAGUACUCUUCAGCUCUCUCUACAAUCAGAGCUACAGAACCCAAGUAGGAUCUGAUUUCCUUGUUUCAUCUUCGGCCAAAUUGGUGAACCCCCAUCAUCACAUCGCCUCUUCUGACGAGGUCUCGUGGACUCUGGAUACAAAAGCCCUCAGAGGAAUGGACGAUCGAAAAGUCCUGUCUCUAUUUUCAAUCGGAUUCUUCGGUGGAUUCGUCCUUGGAAUCGAGCGCAUGCUUUUGACAGCCGGAGCCUGGAGAUUGCUCCCUGUUCAUUUCACCGCCUUUCCAAGCGAGUCCUACAAUUCGAGUAUAUGGCACAGAUCAGACAUCCCAGAUGACGAUCUCUGUCCCACCGGGACAAAACUCUUUGGAUCUUUCCAAUUGCUCGACAAACAAAUCUCGAAAGGGCCGACCAAUGCAUCCACAUCCACGUCCAGUUAUGUAGACUAUGGAUUCGGCUCCGAUACUUAUUCAUUCUCCGGCUGCCAUCGCUUCCGCAUCACGAGAAUCCCAACAACGCCGGAGAAUGCAAAAGAGCUGGUUCAAAUCAGCCUCGAAGGGUUCCAUUGUGAUCCACAGCAAAAUCGAUUGUGGCUGCCCAGGAUUGCAUUCUGGUUCCACGCUGCUUAUGCCAGGGUUCUCUUUGCGAAUGGGAUGCAGUCAGUCUUGACUGGAGGUGCUCAACAAGGAGCAAGUCAUCAAUAG